Triticum aestivum (bread wheat) is the source of this 4847-nucleotide messenger RNA. Its product is annotated as disease resistance protein RGA5. Bases 278 to 4627 code for a protein of 1449 amino acids. Gene Ontology annotation, molecular function: ATP binding; ADP binding; protein kinase activity. The transcript has 8 exons. Gene Ontology annotation, biological process: protein phosphorylation. The record is from RefSeq and is a predicted model, not a curated record. Lineage: Eukaryota; Viridiplantae; Streptophyta; Magnoliopsida; Poales; Poaceae.
GGUUGUGUGGUGCUUGCUUUCCCACGCCACCCACCGGAGAAGUGCCCCCACAUCCUGCUCGUCAGGAUUGAGACGAUUCCUCGCGGCCAGGCAUGCUUUCUCGUGCUUCUCGAUAUUCUCAUCCAUGUUCUCAGAAAAAGAGAAACUUCCCAUCCAUGGCCACAAUUAGUUAGGCAGAUGCACACUUCAGGUGGGGAUGCAAAGCCAACUAACUGCUGGCUUCCGGUGAAGACGGAGGACGACCCUGAUACCUGAUUCCGCUCCGCUUGAGGCGAAAAUGGAGGAUCCCGUCACGGCUUCGCUCGGCCCCAUGGGUCGCCUCCUUCGGCGACUCCAUUCGCUGGAGGCUUCCGACCACCCUCUGCCGAAGGGGUUCACUGCGAACGGGAUCCGGCUUCUGAGAGAGGGCCUAGAAGGAUUGUGCGACCACCUCAAGGGUUUGCCGGAGGCAGAUCUGGACAACCCUGGCUUCACGCCCAAAUGGUGGACCAAGGAGGUCCGGGAACUUGCUUACGACGCGGAGGACUUCUUCGACGAGGUUAUGCAGUCCGUUGCCGGCGGCGGCGGCGCCGGCAUCAGCAGAAGCGCUCCUCUUAGUACUACUACUAUAUUUGGGGUUACCAGUAAGCGGAAGCAGCGCCUGCCCCAGAUUGCACAAGAUUUCUCACAUUUAAUGGCUCGUGUGGAUGAUGCGAGAGGAAGAUGCAAAAAUUUCCAUCUUGCUCCGGAGACAGCCAUCAAAUCUGACCAUGGACAAGCCAGUACCAGCGGCCACACACCUGAACUGCCUCUCAACCUGCCGGUGUCGACCGUGUCAACCGCCGGCCAUAGCCUGGUUGGUGUCGAGGAACCCAUGAAGAAGCUUGUCAACUUGCUUGCUUUCAGUGACGACCAGCAGAAGCAGCUCAAGGUGAUACCCAUCUUUGGAUCUGCAGGAGUUGGAAAAACGACAGUUGCCAGAGCGAUAUAUCAUCAGUUUGGAGGAGAAUUCCAGUGCCGGGCUUUUGUACGGGUGUCCCGGAAUCCUGAUAUGAGGAGGCUUCUCACCAGCAUCCUCUCACAAAUUAAGGCGCCAGGGGCAGGGGCUCACACCUUUUCUGAUGUGCAGGACCUUAUUGACUGUAUCAUCAAACAUCUUCAUCAGAAAAGGUACUUCAUUGUUGUUGAUGAUUUAUGGACAGCAUCAGUCUGGGAUAUUAUUAGCCGUGCUUUACCUUAUGGUGAUUGUUGCAGCAGAAUACUGACAACCACACAGAUUGAGGAUGUAGCACUGGCAUGUUCUGGUUAUGAGUCAGAGUAUAUAUUUAACUUGGACCCUCUUAAUAGUGGCGAAUCUCGAAAAUUAUUCUUCGAUUCUGUUUUUGGCUCUGAAUGUGAAACUGGUUGUCCUGAGGAGUUCAAAGUAGUUGUGGAUAGGAUUAUCAGGAAAUGCGGUGGUUUACCGUUAUCAACUCUAAAUAUAGCAAGCCUGUUGCUACCAAGCAAACCAAACCCUGCAUUUCAGCAGUGGGAGAAGGUAGAAAGUUCUCUACCCUCCACUUUGAGGACAAAUCCUACUUCCAAUGGGAUGAAAGAUGUUAUAAUCCUUGUCUAUGAUAAGCUUCCACUUCAUUUGAAGACAUGCUUGCUCUAUGUUGGCAUGUAUCCAGAGGGCUACACAAUCAGUAAGGAUGAUUUGGAGAAGCAAUGGGUUGCUGAAAGUUUUGUCAGUGACGCUGAGCAUGGUUACUUUAACGAGCUUCUCAGAAGAGGUAUGAUCCAACCGGUGGACACUAACUAUCACGGCGAGGUGUUGUCAUGUACAGUUAACCACAUGGUACUGGAUCUUAUCAGGCACAAAUCCAUGGAGGAUAAUUUCAUCAUCACUGUGAACUAUCUUGAAUCAACUAUAGGGUUUCCUGACAAGGCUCGUCGAUUGUCCAUCCAAUUCGGAGGUGCAAAAAGUGCGAAGAUACCGGAAAGCAUCAUAAUGUCCCAAGUCCGAUCACUUUUCUUCUGUGGAUUCUCUGGAUGUGUACCUUCCAUUCCGGAUUAUGGCCUUCUUCGAGUUCUAAUUCUUCAUAUUUGGGCUGAUCAAGACAAGAUGAGCUUUGACCUCACUAGAAUCGGUGAACUAUGUCGACUGAGAUAUGUCCAGGUUGAAUGUAAUAUCACUGUCAAUUUGCCAGACAAGAUUCAAGGGUUACGAUACUUGGAGACACUGCAAAUAGAUGGAAGAAUAUCUGCUGUUCCAUCAGAUAUUGGAAAUUUGGAGAAAUUACGGCACCUCCGCCUUCCCAACCAAGUUAAUGUGAGGGACCUUGGCGGGCUGGUUAACCUCCAGGAUCUUCAUCUCACCUGUUCUACAGUACACCAAGUUGAUAAUCUGGAGGACAACAUGAAAUACCUGAGCACAGUUCUUGAGAAACUCAGCAACCUCAAAUCUCUAACUCUGACAUCUUUAUGCUCAUAUCCCGUAAAUACUUCGAGGAUGAGUAUUUCCUGCCAUGGCUUGAGCAGCGUGUCCCCUGCUCCAGCCCAUCUUGAGAGACUUGAGUUACUGCCGUGGAUUUGCAUCUUUCCCAGCCUCCCAAAGUGGUUGGAAACACUCAGCAAACUCUACAGUCUAAAGGUAGCAGUUAGAGAAUUCUCGAACAGUGACAUUGAUAUCGUGAAAGGAUUGCCUGCCCUCACCGCUCUCUCACUAUAUGUCCAGGCAGCACCGGCAGAGAGGAUUGUCUUUGGCAAGGCAGGAUUUUCAGCUCUCAAGUACUUCACGUUGAAGUGCAGUGAACCUUUGCUGAAAUUUGAGGCUGGUGCAAUGCCUAAUCUUCGGAAGCUCAAUCUAGUCUUCAAUGUCCAUGAAGUGCAGCAUGGUGCUGCACCUAUCUGCAUUGAGCACCUAGCAGGGCUUAAAGAGAUCUCCGCAAAAAUUGUGGGUGCAGGUGCUGCUGGCACAGAGUCUACCUUGGGGAUUUAUGUUAGGAAUGAUCCAAAAAACCCGAAAAUCAACGAUCAACUGGUGAACUGGAAGUUCUUUGCAGACGAAGAUAGAAUUAUGGCGCCACCGAGGCACGCAGGACCGGUUAUAGAAGAACUAGGUGAGAUCCUGGAGGAAAUCACAGAAUAUGAGUACGAAGGGGAAGAUGAAAACAGACAGCAACCUGAUAGCGGGAUUUCUACGUUACUGGAGUCGUCGCCCGUGCCACCUUGGAGACCCUCUGAUGGGCGAUAUGGCUGGAGAAUCCUCUCUGCGUGGGCCAGGGCCAGGCCCACCUUGAAAUCCGGACCCCGGACCACCUUGAAAGCUGCCUGUGAAGGCAGCAACAGCCUCCCCUGGUGGCACCAUCUUGCGCCAUCCAACACUGGAAUGUUCUCAAGGAGUCGUCGUAAACAUGAGAGUAGUCUUACUGCCAGCAGCAGUCCAACUUUUUUGGCUUCCAGGCUUACUGGCGGCAGCAGUCAAACUUUUUCAGCUUCCAAGCCUUCAAGCGUGAACACGUUUUCAAGUGCGAACACUUCUUCAAGUGCGAACACUGGGUGUGAAAUUGUGCAGUCAGCCAAAGUUAAGGCCUUCAGCUAUAAUGCUCUGAGGUUUGCCACAAGGAACUUCCCUCCUGACGGUGUGCUCGGUGAAGGAGGGUUUGGAUCUGUCUAUAAAGGAUGGCUUGAUGAGCGUACAUUGUCAGCUUGCCAACCUGGUACAGGAAUACCCGUUGCUGUGAAAAAACUCAACCCGGAGGGCUUUCAAGGGCACGGAGAGUGGUUGGCCGAAGUUAAUUACUUAGGUCGGCUUUGCCAUCCCAACCUUCUGAAGUUAAUCGGGUACUGCAUAGAGGAUGAGUAUCGGGUGCUAGUGUAUGAGUGGAUGCCACGUGGGAGCUUGGACAAUCAUCUUUUCAGGAGAGGCUUUGAACCUCUUUCGUGGAACAUAAGGAUGAAAGUUGCACUUGGAGCUGCAAAAGGGCUAGCCUACCUUCACAGUGCGGAGGUUAACGUUAUCUAUAGGGAUUUUAAGCCAUCUCAUAUUCUCCUUGACACCGAUUAUACUGCAAAACUCUCUGAUUUUGGAUUGGCAAAGGAUGGUCCUGUUGGUGAAGACAGUCAUGUGACCACAAGGGUAAUGGGAACAUAUGGUUAUGCAGCUCCAGAAUAUGUGUCAACAGGCCAUCUUACUGCAAAGUGCGACGUAUAUGGCUUCGGGGUUGUGCUUCUAGAGAUGUUGUGUGGUCGUCGCGCACUUGACACGAACCGUGCCCCGGCGGAGCUCAAUCUUGUUGGAUGGGCCCGACCGAAUCUCACAAGUAAGCGCGGGAUCUUUCGUGUCAUUGAUAAAAAGCUAGGAGGCCGAUACUCGAUCAAUGGGGCGCGGAAAAUCGCCAACCUUGCUGUCGCGUGCUUGCACGUUGAAGGUAAUAUGAGGCCGACCAUGGAUUACGUAGUCUCCAUUCUAGAAGGGGUUCAAGACUCCAGUGACCGACGCAAGAAAGCAGCAGCAAAGAAGCAUCAAGAGCCCAAGUCCGCCGGCAGAAUGACAGCGCCAAGCGCGGAUGCUGGCACGGCACGCGUACGUCGCCCUAAAAGCUCAGGAGACCUUGGAAACAAGGCCGCUAGUCAUAGCAACCAAGAGUCUGAACCUGUUAUCUAGCUAGGGUGGUAGUCUGAAAAUGCCCUGUGCAUGGCAACCUGGAUGUAUUUGUGUGCCGUUGAGUUCUUGGCAGUGGAGCUCAUGCUGCAUACUCCCUGCCGUGCCUGUGUGAUCUUCACUGUAUCCAACUAUCAAUGGCCUGUCAGGCCAUCUCCACCGCGCUACCCUAUCUUGUCCGCCGGACGCGGUUUGGGUAAAAGUAGACACAUGCAGCGAUCCA